AUGCUGCUCGACCGGAAUUUGCUUUUUAUCGACACCAAAAGACAAUCACUGCCUCUCUCCAACAUCCCACCUGGGCCUAGUGACUCCCCUGAGUCUCCAGCGAAGCAUCUCGACGAACAUCGCCAGAUCCGCCCGGAAAAGGAAAAUCAUCUCAGUGAUCCUACCGCUUGGCAAAAAGCGAAUCUCACACCUCUUUACUCCGGACCUCACCGUUUCUGUCGUCCCCUUGAAGAAACACGAAAGUUGAUCUACCGAUACGAGAGACGCAAGGGAACGAAGGAUUCUAGAAGGGCAACAGGGCUUCGGGGCAUCCUCGAACAUCGCGGUUGGCUUGAUUUCGGCGCUUGUGCUUCGUCGUUCUCAGAAAGCUUCUUUUCCCAAGCGCAGCGCAACCCGCCGCGGGUCGUCGAAUUAAAUCCGCCCAUCCCAGCCUCUGUUUAA
Molecule: messenger RNA, 441 nt
Organism: Coccidioides immitis RS
Lineage: Eukaryota; Fungi; Ascomycota; Eurotiomycetes; Onygenales; Onygenaceae
Exons: 1
Coding region: 1-441 (146 amino acids)
Source: RefSeq, a predicted model, not a curated record